AAAAGUGCGCAAUUAAACACAUUUUUAAACAUGUAUUGUUGUUUUUUUCACUAAAUAGCUGUAUUUAUUUUUUAAGCAGCACGCACAUUUCCCACUUUUAGCCUAAUAAUAGAUAGACCUACACUAUGUGGCUUUUCCGCCAUUAUUAUCACGAGAAUUCAUGUAAGCAGAACAUAGUGAGUCUACAAGCCAUUGCAGGUUUUAAAUAUUUGUGUUUUUUUGUGGAAAAGUCUUCAACUUAAUUUUAAAAAAUAAGACUUUCAGUUUACCCAUAUAACUAUAAUCGUCGGCCUACACCUCUUUAAUUUGUGUAAAUUUCAAUAAAGAUCUCCAAUAUUCUGUUCACAUAAGAUUAUUUUAUGUAGAUAGUGAUUUUUUUUUAAAACACUAUCCUAAAUUUCCUGACUCAUAAAUAACCAGAUUUAGUUAAGCAUGAGAAAUUUUGCUUGCAGCUUGGCAAAAACAGACUCAGCCAUCAAUAAAACAGAGUAAAAUAAAGAAAACGAAAACAAUAUAAUAGAUAUUUUAAUUUCAUGUUAAUAAUUUAAUUGCAGGAGUACAAAUUAAAUCACAUUUAUGUCAAAAUAUUUGAGAGUUAACCUGUAAAUAGCGUAUAGCGUAGCAAUAUAUGACAGCUACUGGUUAAACCUCUCCGUUGUUGGUGGGAGGACAUAUUGAUUGACUUACUGAUCCAUGUUGUUAUAGUCACUUGAAUUUCUUUUCUCCCCACACUGGCUCCAGACAACAAAUCCUUGCUUCCCAGCGGCAUCCUCUGCACAGAAUGACAGCAUGUCUUUCAGGGAGGCGGAGGAGGGGAUGGUGUGACUCGGCGGUGAAGAGUCUUUCCUCUAAUCAGGCACUGAAGCCCCUGGUUCCCACACUCUGCCUGGCGGUCGUUGUGCUAUACAGCCUGGCGGACAAACUCCGAAACUUCGUGGCUUGCAUCUUCAUCCCUCAGUAUCAUUACCCGUACGCUGUGGCUCUCUGCUUUGCCCAGGUUCUGAUCUCCUUGUUAGUCCUUAAUCUCCUCCAUGUCCUGGGUCUGGUGCCUCUGAAGCAUUACUCCAGGUCCCUGGGUGAGAGGGUGCUGGUGCCUGCUAUCUGUAACAGCAUCCAUGCUGUGUUGGCCAUGUGGGCCAAAGCCAGCAGCUCGUAUGCCGGCCUCUUCCCCCUCACGCUACUUCUGCUGCCCCUGUUAACGGUUGGCUUUAGUUUGGCCCUGAAGCUGGCAUUGAUGCCAUCCAUCCACAUGUCUGGUGUGAUUUCCAUCCUGAGUGGAACAUCUAUCGUCAUCACAGCCUCCAAGGGUCUGUCUGGUGUUGAACCUCUGGAGUACAUGUACGCACCUCUGGCCUUGGUCCUCCACAGUCUCUCUCUGACCUGGCUGGCUAAAGUGUCUGAGGCUGAGCGCUGCCGCUCCCCUGAUGCCCAAGCGUCCGUUUUUGACAUCUACUACACCCAGCUGGUCAACCAGAGCUGGGUGCUGGGCCUCCUGUGGCUGUUGCACCCGGACAGUCCCUGGCAGUUGUUGAGUCAGGGCAGCUGGCACAGCCUGCUCUUCCAUGGAUACCUGCUUGCUCUUCUCCUACUGGGGAUGGUAUUGAACUUCCUAGUUGGUAUAUCAGCUCUGUGUGUCUCACCUCUUUCUGCUGCACUGCUCCACUCAGCAAGGCAGGUGGUGCAGCCGUUCUUCCAGCUUCUGGAGUUUCACUUGAAAGGACUGUACCAGUGAGACAUGCAAUCCACAUCAUUGACGACAGUGUUUUUUUUUAAAUUCUAUGGAGAAUAACAAGGUACCUUUCGACUUUCUUCCUUUCACGGUCUCGUGAGCUGUGCUACUGAGUCCCAUACAUAGCAUUUUCAGCUAAGAGAAAAUACAGAAUGUCAGCAGAGAAGCAGCACGCAUUUAGUGACCAUGACAGCAUAUUACAAACAUAUAUCAAGCUAAUGAUUGACACUUGGGUCCAAAACUCUAAACGAGAAAGACCAGUUAUUAUCUUAAUGCUGGAGGAGUAAAGUAACUGGGCACCAGCGUCUGUACAGGACAGGACACAGUGUAACCAAAACAUUUUCAGACCACGCCACCUAAACAAAGAUUGCACUCUUCCAGCUGGGUAAAGAACGUUAGUUUUAGCCAGAGCGUGGCUUUAAUGGGACAGGAGCAGUCUCAAAACUAGCUCUUUUACAAUGGAACAAGUACAAAGAAACAGCAUGGGUCAAACAAUAUAAAUUUUCUUUUAGAGCUGAAGGUGUUACUGUAACAAAUAACAUUAAGCACCUUUUUUUCUAAUGUAUAUUCAUGAAAAACUGAGUACAUUUGAGAACUGUGUUUAUCAGACAAUAAUUCUAUACGUUAUCCAAUUAAAAUGAUAACUCUUGAUAGUGAACACAGACUUUCAGACCCUAUUGUAUACGUGACAGAAUUUACUUAACAGUUUUCAUGAGAUGUAAACUCCCAUGGUUCACUGAAUUAGAUUUCAACCAGAGCUCUGUGGAAGUUGCCCUUGAAUGACUCUGACAGCUUUUUUUCAGAGGAGAAGGGAUAACACUGAGGUCCAGGUCGUUUGUACUGGACACAGACAGUUGAACCCACUUUAUUACAUUUGCCUAAAAGCGUUACAAAUAUUUAAACCCAGAUCCUUGUCUAAAUGAAUUUUUAACCAGAGCAAGUUUCCCUUGAAUUAAUUUGACUGCUAAGGUAUGUCGGAUGAGAAGGGGACAUGAUGAGGAAAGAGUUAAAUGGUGCUGACACCGAUUUCUUUGCGUCUACUGUAAGUUAUCAUCAGAAGCUAAAUUAUGUCUUGAUUUAAGAAUAAGCUAUGAAUAUUCAACUUUUUCAAAUAUGUACUGUAUAUUAUUACAUUUAAAAACAGCGGUAAACAUUUCAUCAUUUCAAACGCUUAGAAAAAUAAUGUGGAUCAUGUUGAGCCGAGUUGAUGGUGCACCAAAGAGAAUCUGAAUAUAUUUAAUAAACUGAAAUGACACUAAAAUAGGUUUAUCUGCAAAAAUAUUUAUUGUUUCUGACAACAAAAUGUAAGUGCUGU
Xiphias gladius (swordfish) is the source of this 3044-nucleotide messenger RNA. RefSeq lists its product as uncharacterized. The coding region runs from base 782 to 1732 and encodes 316 amino acids. NCBI's taxonomy places the organism in Eukaryota, Metazoa, Chordata, Actinopteri, Istiophoriformes, Xiphiidae. The record is from RefSeq and is a predicted model, not a curated record. The transcript is spliced from 4 exons.